This is a messenger RNA of Pseudozyma flocculosa PF-1, 651 nucleotides long. RefSeq lists its product as uncharacterized. The record is from RefSeq and is a predicted model, not a curated record. Bases 1 to 651 code for a protein of 216 amino acids. Gene Ontology annotation, biological process: 'de novo' protein folding. NCBI's taxonomy places the organism in Eukaryota, Fungi, Basidiomycota, Ustilaginomycetes, Ustilaginales, Ustilaginaceae. Gene Ontology annotation, cellular component: endoplasmic reticulum; endoplasmic reticulum membrane. The transcript has 3 exons.
AUGGCGCCAUUGUCACGCCUCGUCGGCGCGCUCCCCGCAUCGCUCCUCGCCCUCGUCGUCGUCGCCAUCUCCACCGUCCUCCCGGCGGGCGUGCACGCCCAGACGUUUGGCAUCGGCGACCCCAACAACGUCACCUCCCUCUCCGGCACCUGGUGCACCGGCGCCUGCCACGUCGUCACCGGCCUCCAGUUCUACAACCCCAUCUCCGAGACCUUCACCUACCCGCUCUCGGCGGGCCAGUCCUACAGCUUCACCGACGACGGCUUCUGGGAGCAGGCCCUCUACCUGUACAGCACCAACCCCUCGCAGCCAAACUGCGUCUCGGCCCAGCUCAUCUGGCAGCACGGCACGUACACGCUCAAUAGCAACAACACCCUCACCCUCAACCCCUUCAAGGGCGACGGACGCCAGCAGAUCUCCGACUACUGCGCCCAGGUCUCCAACGUCGUCCAGUCCUACACGCAAAAGGAGGACAUGAACGGUUUCGAGAUCCACCUCGAUACCCACUACGGCCAGCCCGCCUACUACCUCAAGCUCUACGAAUUCGACGGCGCGCCCAAGCCCAUCAUGUGGCAGACCUACAACCCGCCCCAGAUGCUCCCAACCGAGCAGCUCCACCAGGUCGUCAUCGGAGAGCUCAAUGGCGCAUGA